UACCAGCCUUAGUUUUUGUCAAAGUUGAUUAUUUUAGAGAGGUAAAUAAUUUCCUUAAUCUUCUCUGUUUUUUGUUUUUUAAUUUCCUUAGUUUUUGUUUUAAAGUUGCUGAAUUUUUAAUUUUAUUUUAUGCUUUUAGUUGCUGAAUUUAAGUUGGGAAGGAUGAGUAGAAAAUAUCCUGCUUGGAAGUAUAGUGUUGAAAUAGAAGUGCCGGAAAAAGGUGGAAAAAAAGGAUACAAAGUAUUUAAAGUGUAAUUUUUGUAGUAAAGAUAUUAAGGGAGGGGUGAAGAGAGUGAAAGAACAUCUUGCUUGCACACACAGAGAUGUAAAACCAUGUCCUAAAGUACCUAAAGAAGUCAAGGAGGAGAUAAGUCAAUAUUUGAAAGACUAUGAAACUACAAAAUUUAUUUCUCAACGAAAGUUUGAUGAGGCGGUGGAUUGUGGAUCCUACUUUGGUGAUGGACCUAGUGGUUUUGGUAGUGGCAAUCCUUUGGAGGGUGUGAAUUCUUGUCCUAGCAAUAGUUCUAGAGGUGUUAGAGGGCCUAUGGAUCGAUUUAUGGAGAAUAAAGGAGAUGAGGAAAAUGAAAAAAAUACCGCUGCCACAAAAAUGACUCCAACGAGUGCUAAAGAGCAUCGAAAUCAAGUAUGUUUAGAUAUUGGGAGAUUCUUUUUUGAGAAUGGGAUCCCAUUUAAUUGUGCAAGAAGCCCAUCAUAUUUCAAUAUGUUGCGUUCGGUUGGGAAUUAUGGUCGAGGAUUGAAAGCUCCAACAAUGCAUGAAAUGAGGACUUGGAUACUAAAAGAAGAAGAGAAGACAACAUCCGAAAUUGUGAAUGAGAUCAAAGCAACAUGGAAACGAACAGGGGUUUCAUUAUUAUCAGAUGGUUGGUCAGAUAUGAGAAAUAGGAGUCUGAUCAAUUUUCUAGUUAACAAUCCCUAUGGGACUGUUUUUUUGAAAACUAUUGAUGCAUCAGAUUGUGUAAAAGAUGCACAAAAAUUGUUUGAAUUGCUUGAUGAUGUUGUUGAAGAAAUUGGAGAAGAUAUUGUCAUUCAGGUGGUCACAGAUAAUGCAAGUGCAUACAAGGCCGCUGGAAGAUUAUUAAUGGAGAAGAGAAAAAGUUUGUAUUGGACUCCGUGUGCUGCUCAUUGUAUUGAUUUGAUGCUUGAGAAAAUUGGAGAAUUGCCACAACAUAAAAAUGCUUUGCUUAAAGCAAAGAGAGUUAGCAAUUUCAUCCAUAACCAUCAAUGGGUGUUGAGUUUAACAAGAAAAUUUGCAAAGAAAGAUCUUCUUCGACCAGCUGUCACACGAUUCGCCACUGCCUUUCUAACUUUAGAAAGUAUGCAUCAAUUGAAGCAAUCACUACAAAUGAUGUUUGUUUCAAAAGAAUGGUCAAGUUGUGCAUGGGCAAAGAAACCUGAAGGGAAAGCUGUGAAGAAAAUCAUAAUGAAUGAUAAUACAUUUUGGCCUAGUGUGGUUUAUUCCAUAAAAACCACAAAGCCCCUUGUGAAUGUUUUAAGAAUAGUUGAUGGUGAGAGGACACCGGCAAUGGGAUUUAUUUAUGGUGCUAUGGAUGAGGCAAAAGAAAAGAUAGCAAAGAACUUAGAUGGAGACGUGUCUUCAUAUAAGGAGAUUUGGGAGAUCAUUGAUCAAAAGUGGGAGUUUCAAUUGCAUCGCGACUUGCAUGCAACUGCAUAUUACUUGAAUCCUCGAUUCAGAUGGAGUCCCAAUGUUUCCGAGCAUCCAGAGAUUAAAACUGGUUUGUAUAAGUGCAUGGAUAGACUCAUCAAGGACCAAGAAACAUAUGUGAAGGUCGAUGCCCAACUUGAUGAGUAUAAAUACAAGCGAGGAUUGUUUGGCUUCAGAUCAUCCUUAUCACGUCCACCUGGUGAAUACUUAAACUUUUAUCUCAUUUUUUGUUUUAUUAUAGUUUAUAUUAAUAUUAUAAAAUAAAUUAUUCAUUACUUUGCUUCUUUUUUCAUGUCUUUAAUUUGUAUAGUUGAAUGGUGGGACAACUUUGGAGAUGAAGUUCCAGAACUCAAGUCAUUUGCAACAAGAGUUCUAGGUCUUACUUGUUCAGCAUCGGCAUGUGAACGUAAUUGGAGUACGUUCAAUCAAGUGCACACAAAGAGAAGAAAUCGUCUGAGCACAAAAAAGAUGAAUAGUUUGGUGUACAUUAUGUACAACAAAAAGUUGAAGCACAAAUUUUUUAAGAAACAAUCACGAAGAGAGGAAGAUGAUCCUUUGAUUGUUGAAAAUGUGUCUUCUGAUGAUGAAUGGGUAGCCAAUCCAAAUGAUGAAGAGGAUGGUGAUAGUAGAGCAAUCGAAGUUGGUGGGGAAAUUGAGAUUGAGGAUGAGGGCGGAAGUUUAGCACCGAGGAAGAGGAAAAGAAAUCAAGCACCAAUUGAAGUGAAUUUGGAUGAGGAAGAUGAAUUUGAAGGAGGAGAAGAUGACAGUGAAGAUGGAGAUGAUGGACGAGCUAUACAAUUUCAUGAGAGUGAUGAUGAAGAAAGUGAAGAGUUCUUGGAGAUUUAAUGCAUUUUAUUUAUGAUUUUAAGACUUAUAACUAGAACUUUUAUGACUUUGAUAUGAACUUAUGUGUUGUUUGUUAUGAAUUUUAUGAAAUUUCAUGAAUUUUAUGAAUUUUAUUAUAUUUUUAAAAUUUUAUUUGUUCUUAUAGUUGAGGCGUACGCCUCGUUGCGCCUCGAGGCUUACGCCUCGCGGUACUAAGAGAAAACGCCUCGCCUCGCGAUUUCGCCUUUCAAAACCUUGAUUGACAGAUGGUUAGUUGCUAGUCUAGUUGAAAUGUUGUUUGAUUUUAUAGACAUAUCUAGUAUUGCUAUUUUAUAAUUGAAUUGUGUUUGCUUGAUUUGUUUGAUUAUUGGUACAUUAAUUAGAUUGUUAAAAACAUACACUUGUAAAUAUCAUUUUGUGUUGGCACUAUAACAAAAAAGGAUUUUAGAGAGGAAUUUUUUUGUCUCUAAAGCUUUGUAAAUCUUUGCUAUGUCGAAUAUAGAUAACAAAAUUGUUGCUAAAAUUCCUCGCUAAUACUUUGUAGAGAGUUGGGAUUAGAGGAACUAGGGUAUUAAGGAUUGGGAUGUAUGGGAUGUAAACCUAUGUGCUUAUAGGUUUGAGAUUGAUGAACGAGUAUGGAGUGUGUGCUGUAGCAAUGUGGCCGUAGUGGUUAAUAUUAUUUUUUUUUAAAAAAAGUACUAAUUUAUUUUUACAAAAGCAAUUAAAAGAAUUAAGUGACAUUUUUCUUUGAAUAACUUACUUUAGUGCCUUUGUUUGGGGUGGUUUUUCACCUGCCUCUGUUUAUAUAUGUUGAAGCUUCGAUAAAUGCUUUGGAGUACCACCAGUAGGCCAUUAUCCUAUUUAUAUAUAUAUAUAUAAUAUGAUGCAUUAACAUAUAAUGUGGUGGUUAUAGCAGGAUAAAUCAACUGAAUCUUUUAUGAUGGAUAAAACUUGGGUAUCCUUUAGCAGGUAAUAGGAUAAGAGACAUUUAGUGAAUUCUUAUGUAUAUACUUAGGAUUUUAUUAAUAGAUAUAUAAGUGCGAUUUCAUAUGCCAUUGUAGAGCUUCAAAUGAGUAUAAGGAAGGUGCAAAGUAUUUUGUAGAGACUAUAGAAAAGGAAGUUGCUUAUCCAACAAAGUUGAUUUGUUGUCCUUGCAAAGAUUGUCGAAAUUUAAGUCACCAGUAUGUUAGUGUUCUUUAUGAGCAUUUGGUUAUCAAUGCAAUUGAUCUAGCAUAUACUAUUUGGUAUCAUCAUGGGGAGAAAUUAUCUAGAAGUGAAGAUAUAGCACAAAGGGACAAUGAUGAUGUAUGCAAUUUAGAGUAACAAAUAUCGGAGAUGAUGAUUAUAAUGAACAAGAAGAAAGUGUUCAAGAAAAAUAUUUCGCCAAACAAUUGGAAGAUGCAGAAACUUUAUUAUACCCAGGGUGCACAAAAUACAAAAAAUUAUCGGCCAUUGUUUCUUUAUACAAGCUAAAAACUAUCAAUGGUUGGUCAAAUAAUAGUUUUGACAAACUUCUAGAACUUCUACAUGAUAUGUUUUCAGUAGGUAAUGUGAUCUCCAAGUCAAUGUAUUAUGUUAAAAAAUUUCCUCAAAUAUUUGACUUAGGAUAUGAAAAGAUUCAUGCCUGCAUCAAAUAUUGUUGUUUGUUUAGAAAGGAUAAAGAGAAUUUGGAAAACUGCCCAAAAUGUGGAACUUCUCGUUGAAUAUCAGACAAACAUACUGACAAGGUUUAAACAGGUGUCCCUGCUAAAGUGUUGAGGUAUUUUCCAUUAAUACCGCGGUUUAAAUGAAUGUUUAGGUCUAAAGAGAUGGCUGAAAAUUUAAGAUGACAUCAUAAUAAUAGAAGCAUGGAUGGGAAGAUGCGCUACCCGGUAGAUUCUGUAGCUUGGGAUUUGGUGAAUAUGGAAUGGCCUUCAUUUUCAAAUGAAGAACGUAAUCUCAGACUAGGCCUUUCCAUAGAUGGUUUCAAUCCAUUCAACAAUUUAAGUACUACGUAUAGUGUUUGGCCUGUGAUAUUGGUUAUGUAUAAUUUACCAUCUUGGUUAUGUACGAAGCAAGACAAUAUUUUAUUGACGCUGAUAAUUCCUGGUUCCAAGCAACCUGACAAUGAUAUUGAUAUAUAUUUAUAGCCUUUCAUAGAAGACUUGAAGAUAUUGUGGGUUGAUGGAGUUAAUGCUUAUGAUGCAUUUGAUGAUUCAAGUUUUAAAUUGAGAGCAAUGUUGAUGUGGACAAUACAAGAUUUUCCAGUAUAUGGAAAUCUUGCUGGUUGCAAAACCAAGGAAAGUUGUAGUUGUCCUUUAUGUGGUAAAAAUACAUAUUUAGAAUGGCUUAAUAGUUUUGACAAACUUCUAGAACUUCUACAUGAUAUAUUUCCAAUAGGUAAUGUGAACCUCAAAUCAAUGUAUUCUGUUAAAAAAUUUCUUCAAACAUUUGCCUUAGGAUAUGAAUAGAUUCAUGCCUGCCUCAAUGAUUGUUGUUUGUUUAGAAAGGAUAAAGAGAAUUUGGAAAACUGCCCAAAAUGUGGAACUUCUUGUUGGAUGUCAGAAUUACAUACUGACAAGGUUUAAACAGGUGUCCCUGCUAAAGUGUUGAGGUAUUUUCCAUUAAUACCGAGGUUUAAAUGAAUGUUUAGGUCUAAAAAGAUGGCUGAAAAUUUAAAAUGGCAUCAUAAUAAUAGAAGCAUGGAUGGGAAGAUGCGCUACCUGGUAGAUUCUGUAGCUUGUGAUUUGGUGAAUAUGGAAUGACCUUCAUUUUCAAAUGAAGAACGUAAUCUCAGACUAGGCCUUUCCACAGAUGGUUUCAAUCCAUUCAACAAUUUAAGUAAUACGUAUAGUGUUUGGCCUGUGAUAUUGGCUAUGUAUAAUUUACCAUCUUGGUUAUGUAUGAAGCAAGACAAUAUUUUAUUGACACUGAUAAUUCCUGGUUCCAAGCAACCUGACAAUGAUAUUGAUAUAUAUUUAGAGCCUCUCAUAGAGGACUUGAAGAUAUUGUGGGUUGAUGGAGUUGAUGCUUAUGGUGCAUUUGAUGAUUCAAGCUUUAAAUUGAGAGCAAUGUUGAUGUGGACAAUACAAGAUUUUCCAGCAUAUGGAAAUC
Humulus lupulus (European hop) is the source of this 5602-nucleotide messenger RNA. RefSeq lists its product as uncharacterized. Bases 545 to 1948 code for a protein of 467 amino acids. The transcript has a single exon. The record is from RefSeq and is a predicted model, not a curated record. Lineage: Eukaryota; Viridiplantae; Streptophyta; Magnoliopsida; Rosales; Cannabaceae.